Messenger RNA from Sodiomyces alkalinus F11, 3116 nucleotides. RefSeq names its product periodic tryptophan protein 2. Lineage: Eukaryota; Fungi; Ascomycota; Sordariomycetes; Glomerellales; Plectosphaerellaceae. Gene Ontology annotation, biological process: ribosomal small subunit assembly; maturation of SSU-rRNA from tricistronic rRNA transcript (SSU-rRNA, 5.8S rRNA, LSU-rRNA). The transcript is spliced from 3 exons. The record is from RefSeq and is a predicted model, not a curated record. Gene Ontology annotation, cellular component: small-subunit processome; Pwp2p-containing subcomplex of 90S preribosome. Gene Ontology annotation, molecular function: protein binding. Bases 69 to 2777 code for a protein of 902 amino acids.
UUCGAUUUGCAAAAGCAGCUCCAAGCCUUUGAUGUUCGAUGAGUUGAGGAAAUGGUGGGCCGGUGAUCAUGAAGACAGAUUUCAAGUUCUCAAACUUGCUGGGCACAGUCUACUGCCAGGGCAACCUACUAUUCAACCCCGAUGGCACCCAUCUCUUCUCGCCAGUUGGCAACAGAGUAACUGUAUUCGACCUUGUCAAUAACAAGUCACACACUCUACCCUUCGCUCAUCGAAAGAACAUCGCGCGACUCGGUCUCACUCCGCGAGGCAACCUUCUCCUAUCUGUAGACGAAGAUGGUCAUGCCAUUUUGACCAACGUCCUUAGAAGGAUACCCGUCUAUCACUUCGCCUUCCGCGGAAAAGUCACUGCUCUUUCGUUCUCGCCAUCCGGACGACACUUCGCGGUUGGAAUCGGCCGCAAGAUCGAAGUAUGGCAUGUCCCUUCAACACCAGAUACGAACCCGGAAGGGGUGCUCGACUUUGCUCCAUUUGUCAAACACCACACCCACACUCAGCAUUUUGACGAUGUACGACACAUAGAAUGGUCCAGCGAUUCUCGGUUCUUUCUUAGUACGUCGAAAGAUCUGACAGCGAGGGUAUGGAGCCUCGAUGCGGAGGAAGGUUUCGUGCCUACCGUGCUCUCCGGCCACAAGCAAGCCGUGGUGGGUGCUUGGUUCUCUGCGGACCAGGAGACCAUAUAUACCGUCAGCAAAGACGGCGCGGUGUUCGACUGGCAAUAUGUGGCCAAGGUGGGCCAUGAGGACGAGAUGGUGGACGCCGACGAGGCCGACAUGCGGUGGAGAAUCGUCAACCGGCACUACUUCCACCAAAACAAUGCCUCCCUCAAGUGUGCAGCGUUUCAUCCCGACUCGAAUCUACUCGUGGCCGGUUUCUCCAACGGCAUCUUCGGCCUGUACGAGCUGCCAGAGUUCAACAUGAUUCACACGCUCAACAUCUCGCAAAACGAGAUUGAUUUCGUGACGAUCAACAGGAGUGGCGAGUGGCUGGCAUUUGGUGCAUCCAAGUUGGGCCAGCUUCUGGUAUGGGAAUGGCAAUCCGAGUCCUACAUUCUGAAGCAACAAGGCCAUUUCGACUCGAUGAAUUCGCUCGUCUACUCGCCUGACGGCCAGAGGAUAGUCACUGUGGCGGACGACGGAAGGAUCAAGGUCUGGGACGUCGAGUCAGGAUUCUGCAUUGUCACAUUCACCGAACACACGAGCGGCGUCACGGCCUGUGAGUUUGCUAAAAGGGGGAAUGUCCUCUUCACUUCCAGUCUGGACGGGUCCGUGAGGGCUUGGGACCUCAUCCGGUACAGAAACUUCCGCACGUUCACGGCACCAACGAGGCUGUCCUUCUCAUGCAUGGCGGUGGAUCCCAGUGGCGAGGUGGUGGCAGCGGGCUCUCUGGACUCCUUUGACAUUCACAUCUGGUCCGUCCAGACGGGCCAGCUCCUCGACCGACUGUCCGGCCACGAAGGGCCGGUGUCGGCUCUGGCUUUCACUCCCAACGGCGACUCGCUCAUCAGUGGUAGCUGGGAUCGGACGGCACGAAUCUGGUCGAUCUUCAACAGGACGCAAACUAGCGAGCCCCUGCAGCUCCAAGCCGAUAUCCUCGACAUCGCCGUGCGGCCGGAUUCCUUGCAACUGGCCGUCUCGACCUUAGACGGUCAGUUAACGUUCUGGAACAUCACGGAGGCCGAACAAGUAUCCGGGCUUGAUGGCCGGCGGGACGUGUCGGGCGGUCGCAAAGCCACCGACCGCCGCACCGCAGCGAACGUGGCAGGCACCAAGAGCUUCAAUACGGUACGGUACAGCACGGAUGGGUCGUGUCUCCUUGCCGCAGGAAACAGCAAGUACAUCUGCCUGUACUCGGUCCACACCAUGGUCCUCCUCAAGAAGUUCACGGUCAGUGUCAACCUAUCACUGGCUGGGACACAAGAGUUUUUGAACAGCAAGCUGCUCACAGAAGCUGGCCCAGAGGACAUGAUCGACGAUCAGGGGGAGGAAUCGGAUAGGGAGAACCGAAAGGACAAAUCGCUCCCCGGUUCUAAACGGGGCGGCGAUCCGUCGGCCAGGAAAAGGAUACCGGAGGUUCGGGUCACGGGGAUCGCCUUCUCUCCGGCCGGGAGCGCCUUUUGCGCGGCGUCAACAGAAGGCCUCCUCGUCUACAGCGUAGACAACGUGCAGCAGUUUGACCCGUUCGACCUGAACAUGGAAAUCACGCCGGCAUCGACACUGGCGGUCCUCGACCAGAAGGACUACCUCAAGGCUCUCGUCAUGGCGUUCCGGCUCAACGAAGCGAGCCUGCUCAAGAGGGUUUUCCUAGCCGUGCCGUACCCGGACAUCGCUCUGGUGGUGCAAGACCUGCCGGUUGUCUACGUCCCGCGGCUCGUCCGCUUCGUGGCGGCCCAGACGGAGGAGACGCCGCACAUGGAGUUCUGCUUGUUGUGGGUCAAGGCGCUCCUGGACAAUCACGGAGCUUGGCUCAUGCAGAACAGGGGCAAGGCGGAUGUGGAAUUGAGAGUGGUGUCGCGGGCGAUUACACGGAUCCGAGACGAGAUUAGGAGGCUGGCCGACGACAACAUCUACAUGGUCGACUACCUCCUUGCUCAGUCGAAGGGCCCAGAGACCAACGGGAACUUGGCUCUCGACUGGGGGUCGAACGACGCGGCGAAGCAACAGCAAACUAUUCUCCCUACUACGACAGAGGAUGAUGUGAUUACUGAUGGGAAAGAGGAUGAUUCGGACGCGGGAAGUUGGGUUGGGUUAGAUGCGUAGACCAGCCCGCCGCACACGGGCUAUUUGAUAUACCCGAUUUGAUAUUGUAUCACACUGGGCAACUAGGAACAUGGAAUGGAAUCUCAAGGACGGAUUAUUGCGUGGUUGCAGCAUCCGAACAGGGAUAUUUCGUUCAUUUGCGGUCGGGAACGUCCUUUUAAGCUGUCAGUAAACAGUCCUUCUCAGAAGUGUAAAGGCCGGAGGAAGCAGAAGUGAAAAAGAGAAGACAAUGAAAGGGGAAAGAAAAUACCCUCCACAUCUCAUCGAACCCGGCACCCCGAACCCACAUGGCCAACCCAUCCUGCGGAUAUUCUGUGCCGUCAAGAACCAUAUAAUGCA